AAAACAAUUUCUACAUGGAAAAAAUGGUCCAUGGGAGAUGCUGGACCUGGAGGCAGAAUAUCUGGUUCAGUAUGUGGCCUAGAUCCAAAGUUUUGUGAUGCUCCUGCAAGUGUACAUCCUUAUGAAUGGCCUGACGAUAUUACUAAAUGGCCGAUAUGUCGCAAAACAAAUACCCAGUUCUCUAUCCAGAAAAAUUUACCCAAAGACAAGUUGGCAGAACAUAUGGUAUGUGAGGUUAUUGGACAUCCCUGCUGCAUGGGAAUUCAUGGACAAUGCAAAAUUGUUACCAAAGAAUAUUGUGAUUUCGUACGAGGGACUUUUCAUGAAGAAGCAUCACUUUGCUCGCAAGUUUCUUGCUUGAAUGAUGUAUGUGGAAUGAUACCGUUCUAUUUUCCUGACGUACCUGACCAGUUCUAUAGAUUAUGGACAUCACUAUUUCUGCAUGCUGGUAUUCUACAAUUAUUCAUAACUGUUCUGAUCCAAUAUUUCUUGAUGAGAGACCUGGAGAAAUUGACUGGUAGUUUGAGGAUUGGUAUCAUCUACAUUGGAUCUGGUGUGGCAGGAAAUUUAGCAAGCGCCAUAUUUGUACCCUAUCGAGCUGACGUUGGACCAGCAGGAUCACAAUUUGGCUUAUUGGCAUGUCUCAUAGUAGAAGUCUUGAAUGCGUGGCCAAUGUUGAAACAUCCACACCAAGCUUUGUGUAAACUUCUUUCUAUAACUUCCGCCCUCUUCCUUGUUGGUCUUUUACCUUGGGUCGACAACUAUGCCCAUUUAUUUGGUUUUGUUUUUGGAUUUUUACUUUCUUAUGCCUUCUUACCUUUUAUAUCAUUUGGUAAUUAUGACAGACACAAGAAAAUAUUUUUAAUUUGGGUCUGCCUUGCUGCAGCUUGGAUUUUAUUUAUUUGUUUAGUUCUCUUGUUUUAUAUAAUUCCUGUUUAUGAUUGCAAAGUUUGUUCGUACUUCAACUGUCUACCAAUAACUAGAGAUUUUUGUGCAUCCCAAAAUAUCAAUUUUAAAAAAGAGGAGCCUAUAGUAUGACAAAAAAUUAUACGGUUGUUAACCGUACUUUUCAUUUUCAAUUCACAUUAUUUGGUUUUUAUUUCACAGAAAUAAAGAACUUUAUUAUAUUUUUACA
Leptinotarsa decemlineata (Colorado potato beetle) is the source of this 1135-nucleotide messenger RNA. It is a transcript of the gene rho-5, whose product is annotated as rhomboid-5. The record is from RefSeq and is a predicted model, not a curated record. Gene Ontology annotation, biological process: regulation of epidermal growth factor receptor signaling pathway; regulation of protein secretion. Gene Ontology annotation, cellular component: endoplasmic reticulum membrane. Gene Ontology annotation, molecular function: serine-type endopeptidase activity. NCBI's taxonomy places the organism in Eukaryota, Metazoa, Arthropoda, Insecta, Coleoptera, Chrysomelidae.